UUUCGAUCCAGUUUUGCUGCAGAAAUACGAACUUUUUCCAUAUCGCAGAGGUUUUUGCCGAAGAGGGAGCAUCUUCCUCGUUUGUUUUGGGAUAAAGAUGAUCUGAAAAAAAAAGCGGAUGGGCAAUAUACCCAUAAACCUUUAGUUAUACGUCGUCUUGGUGGUCGAGAUCCCGUAACAGGUCGAAAAGUGAACCAGCAUAUAGGCGGAGGUGUAAAGUUCGACUAUUUCAUUAUCGAUUAUCACCGUCGAGGUCCUAUAGAAGAAAAUCAGACAUAUGAUGAGAGAGUAAUUGAAGUCAGACGCGACCCAAAUCGUAGUAGUCAUAUCGCUUUAGUUGCUGGUUCUAGGGGAAAACGAUGGAUCCUUGCCACUGAAAAUAUGAAGGCUGGGCAAAUAAUCAGUACAAGCGGUUUUAUUCCUAACAAUCCAGUUAUCGGAAUCGAAGGCAACGCUUAUCCAUUAGGUGCACUUGCCAUUGGAACUAAAGUGAACAGUGUAGAACGAUACAUCGUUGAAAACCCUACUUAUCCUGGCGAUGACUCUGAAGUGCUAGUGUGUUUAGCGGGUAGCUGUGCCGAAGUUGUAAGACGUCAGGGAGAUUACGUCGUCAUCAGAAUGAGCUAUGGACGCGAAUUCGCUAUACAUAAAGAAUGUAUGGCAACUGUAGGCCGUCUAUCGCAUGCAGAUGUGUGGAGUAAACAAUUCGGUUCAGCUCAAAUGCAUCGUCGUUUUGGUUAUAAAAUGUCCAGUGGUUUGUUUCAUAAAAAAGACGGAUACUGUGGAAGAAAAGUUCGACGGCCACCACCAGUAACAACUUUGGAUGAACCACCGCCAUCGCCAAAACCACUUUAUUCUUUUACAUUAACCAAGGAGGAGCAAAGUGGAUUGCGUGGCAAUGCAAAGAAUCACCAUUUAAUUCAGUAUGGAUAUAAUAAUGGUGUUUAUUUUGAUGAUCUGUAA
Dracunculus medinensis (Guinea worm) is the source of this 963-nucleotide messenger RNA. The record is from the annotation of a GenBank genome assembly. Lineage: Eukaryota; Metazoa; Nematoda; Chromadorea; Rhabditida; Dracunculidae.